Fusarium fujikuroi IMI 58289 is the source of this 2988-nucleotide messenger RNA. Its product is annotated as related to membrane protein. NCBI's taxonomy places the organism in Eukaryota, Fungi, Ascomycota, Sordariomycetes, Hypocreales, Nectriaceae. The coding region runs from base 1 to 2988 and encodes 995 amino acids. The transcript has a single exon. The record is from RefSeq and is a predicted model, not a curated record.
AUGACUUCCUCUGACGAAGCGUCAGCUCACCAAAAUGAAGCCGCUAAGGCAUUACCAAAGCGAAAACUCCCGCCAUGGCUGGACCACUUCAACGCUCACGACAUGAAGAUCUUUCUUCGAUGCUGGAUCGCAAUAUGGGUUAUGAUGCUCCUCAUCUUCAUCCACCCCAGCCUCGUCGAGAUCGGCCAAGCGACGUUCCUCGGUGCAAUCCUUCUUUUUGCUGUUCCGCCAGCUAGUAUUUUGUUUAUUUAUCUCCUUGCCGCGUUAUCGCUGCUGUUAGGAAUGUGUCUCGCGUGGUGUUGGGGUCUUUUGACGAUGAAGGCUGCGCUAGCGACACGCUCUGAUACUGAGACACAGGCUAAGCUCCAGGCGCUGCAGCAGCAGGUUGGGGAGAUUGCCAAAACGACGGGACAGACGCCGGCGUGGGAAGCGCAGAUUUUGAUUCAUGAGGGGUUCAUGCUGGAUGCGAGAGUCACGGCUGUGUAUUUCAGUAUGGGCUGUUUGUUCAUUUACGUCUUGGCCCGACUGCGAUGCGCGAAUCCGAAGCUUGUCCUCAUGCAGAUCUUUGGAACGAUCGUUACCGACCUCUUCAUCCUCUUUGGCCCGACACUUCCGUCAUUUCAAGGCGACCUCGCAGCUAUUCUCGUCAAGCCUGGAGCCAUUGGAAUUGGUCUGGGCUUAGCAUGCUGCCUGCUUCUCUUCCCCCAGUCAACAUCGUACAUGGUUCUUGGCCAGAUUGAGAAGCUAGUCCGUAUGUCCAACUCGGGCCUGUCAGCGACGAAGAGGCGUUUUGCUGAUGAGGCCAUCCCGCUUGCUGAGCUUCAAGGGAGUAGGGCUGGUAUGAUCGCUGUCUUCAAGGCCGGACAGCCAGCCCUCGCGUUUCUUCCGAUUGACUUUUCUCGUGGCCGAUGGAACGCAGAUGAUGUCAGAGGUCUGCACCAGCGAGCGCGAAAAGUCAUGUUUUCCAGUCUAUAUCUUCUCGACUUCCAGAUUGCGCAAGUCCGCGGCAAGCAGAAGGAAGAGGAACAUAUCAAGGCUCAAGAAGACGGACGAAUUGGUCCAGCAACAGACAAGGAGAAGUACGAGAUAGGUCAACACCAUCGACACGAAAAUGCCACGAUUUUGAGUGCUUUCCAGAGGCCUGAAGGAUCCGAGAUACGCUCUCGGACGAGGAAUACGCUUCGGGAUACGACAUCAGACUUGCUGGAGAUCGGACCGCAAGCUAUUAAUCUUGCAGCAGAUUACAUCCAUGCUGUCAAUUCUUGCCGAUGGAUGGGAAAGCCAUCGCCUGAACGGUGGGAGGAGCUGAACCGAAAUCUUCAUGAUACUUUGGCAAGGUCGCGGCAGGCGAGGGAGGCGUGCGUCAUCAACACAACAAAGGGCGUUCUCGAGGCUCACGCAGAAUUGUUUGACGAGAAUGGCCGCCUCAAGCCAGUGGAGGGGACUGAUCGGCCAUUCCUACCAAGCAUGGUAAUUGCUAUGGUAAUCGAGGAACGAAUUUUGAACAUGGCCAUUGCGACUGAGAAGUUAUUGGAGUACAUACUCCACCUCUCCGAAAUACGAACAAGUCACCGCAUAUGGGUUCCAUCACGGCUACAGUAUGCUUUGGCCUGGAUAUUCCACGGACAAAUCACAUUUCCAGGCUAUGAUAUCUCAACAGAGGAGGAUCCAGAUCAAAUGAUGGAUGGCGACUUCGAUGAGCAAACGAAGGAGACGAAACGAAGACUAGAUAUCAGCCGAGGAUACAAAGGCUCUUCUGCACAGAGAAGCAAGAUUGGUCGAGUUUUCAUCGCGACGUACAACUGGUUGGUCAAUCCAUCUGGCAUGUAUGCGCUGAGAAUGGUUGCUGUUACCAUUGCCACGUCCAUACCGGCAGUACUUCCCAGUACAGCUGGUUUCUUCUACCGAGAGAAGGGCAUCUGGGCCGUUAUUAGUGCUCAGACGGUUUUGCUUGUGUAUCUCGCUGACUUUACGUUUUCACUUAUCGCUCGUACGAUUGGAACUAUUGUCGGAGGAGUCAUAGGUAUGGUGGCUUGGUAUAUCGGUGCUGGAAGUGGUGUUGGCAAUCCGUACGGCAUGGCGGCUUCAACAGGCGUGAUGAUCAUUCCCAUGCUAUGGUGGCGUCUUUAUCUUCCCCCAUCAUUCGCAUUUGCUACAAUCAUGGGAGGAGCUACCUUCUGUCUCGUUCUCGGCUUCAGCUGGGAUCACGAUCAUAUCGUCCAGUACGGCCUUCCUGGUAAAGGCUACGAAGCAUUUUGGAAGCGAGUCGUCACAGUAUUGAUCGGCUUCGUCGCUGCUUUUGUCGUGCAAUUAUUCCCAAGUCCACCAUCUGGAACCACGCACGUCUGCAAGAUUCUCGCAAACUCGGUGCGAAGUCUAUCAGAUCACUACGCUCUUCUGAUUUCUCACUGGGGCCGAACAGAUAGAAAUCAUGCCCUGGGUGCAGUCGCGGAGCAUAUCUCGAUCGAAGUUGCAGAGAUAUUACUCGCCGUGAGUCCUUCCAUCGCGUUGCUGAAAGGCGAAUUGAGUUUCGGGCCCUUCGAUCAAAAGGUUCUUGCACAAACGAAGGAGCAGCUACAGUACAUGAACCAAGCACUGGGUGGUCUACUAAAUCUCGCAUCUACUUUGCCAAAAGAGAUGCAGGACCGUCUUAUUCGCGUUGCGAACAUCCUCGAUGAGCGAUCAAUUGGAGAUGUCAUGGCUGUUCUCGGCAUUAUUGAACAGUCUCUACGCACAGGCUCACCUCUCCCCGAACGAUUACCUGCACCGCUUGUCCGACGCGCCAUCGAUUCAUUUUACGCUUCGAAAAGCGAAGUCCUUUUGACAACCACGCUAGUCGCAGAUGAAGACCAUCGACGAUACUGCGUUGCCGUGACGCUGUAUCUCAAAUUUCUCGGAAGCAUUGAUGAUUUGCUGAUUGUCCUUAAGACAGCGCUAGGAGAGAGGCACAUCAUUUAUCAGUGGGACGAUGUCAAGGAUAUUGCAUGA